Messenger RNA from Selaginella moellendorffii, 616 nucleotides. Its product is annotated as sorcin. NCBI's taxonomy places the organism in Eukaryota, Viridiplantae, Streptophyta, Lycopodiopsida, Selaginellales, Selaginellaceae. The transcript has 10 exons. The record is from RefSeq and is a predicted model, not a curated record. Bases 30 to 539 code for a protein of 169 amino acids. Gene Ontology annotation, molecular function: calcium ion binding.
CUUAGGAAUAGCCCUAAUUCUUCGUGGGUAUGGCGGACACGGAGGCGCUGCGCGUGUGGUUCCAGUCGGUGGAUGUGGAUCAAUCUGGCUCGAUUAACGUGACGGAGCUCCAGGAGGCACUGGCUGCCGGAAAUCUUCGAUUCUCCCAGUCCAUGGUAGCUCAGAUGAUCAGAAUGUAUGACCGGGAUCAAAACGGGACAAUGUCAUUCGAAGAGUUCGUGAAUCUUCACAAGUUCUUAUCCCUGGUCCAAAAUGCUUUCACAGCCAGCAGCAGAGGAAGUGGAGUUCUCGGAUUGAGUGAGAUGCACAAGGCCUUGGCGCAGGCUGGAUACGCUCUGGAUCAACCAUCGUUUUUCAUGGCAUGCCAGAGCUUCGAUCACAAGCGAACAGGCCAGUUUCGUCUGGACGAUUUCAUCUCGAUUUGCAUCUACUUGCAAUCAGCCAGGAACCUCUUUGAUGCCUUCGACACAACUCGCCAAGGAAGAAUCACUCUGGAUUUCAAUCAAUUCGUCUACUGCGGUGGAAACUUGCGAAUGUGAAAGAACAAUAGAGACUUAGAAUAAAACAAGGGGGAAGAAAGAAAGAAAUUUAGGGUUAGGGCAGAGGUGGAAGGAGC